UUGUUGUUAUAAUUGACAGUCACAUGACUUUGAUAAGGUCUGCUAUUGAAAUAAGAUGGAUCCUGUCUCUCUAGAAAGAAGGAGGUUGUUACCCUCUUCUUCACUUGUUAACAAUGCAAGUAAAAGGAAGUACAAACCUUUCAACUGCUUCAGUAACUACUGUAAGGAAUUAAAGUCUCGUUCAUUGAGUUUACCAUCAAUCCUACUAUUGAUUUAUACUCUGCCAAUUGAAACUUGUAUUUUAAUCACUAACUUGUCUAGUAACCAGUUUAACCAGUGUGGCUUAUUUCACUCUAAAAGUGAUAUAAUUUUAAAUAAUUUAGGGCUCAUAGUAAAUGUUCUCCUACUUUUUGCCCCUUUCUGUGGUUGGUUAUCGGAUACUAAGAUUGGUAGAGGUAAUGCUAUUUAUCUUGGUCUAUGGCUUGGUUGGAUAGGUACUCUAAUACAAGCCAUAGGAUGCUGUUGGCAGUAUCAUUCCUUUCAUUGUGGCACUGUUUCUUUUAUAGGGAGAUUUCUAAUUCCUUUUGUUUUUAUGUUUAUAUCAGUGUUGCUCUUGCUCCCUAAUAUAUUACCAUAUGGUAUAGAUCAGUUGAUGAAUGAAUCUACUGUCAAGAUAAGAGCAUUCAUUCACUGGUUCUGGCUGUGUCUUUAUAGUGGAUAUGUGUUGCCUAUUAUUAUUGCCAAUGAACUCACCAUUUCAGUUGUAGCCUUUGUUCUCUUUUCUUUUUCUCUUUGUCUUCAUUUUUUCUUUAAGCAACGUUUUGAGCACAUACCUAUUCCUAAUCCUUAUAAAAUUGUAUUUAAAGUAUUGAAGUUUUUUCUCAAAACUAGUCGCACUAGAAGACAACAUCGUAGUGCAUUCACAUACUGGGGAGAGGAGCCCAGUAGAAUGGAUCUUGCUAAGGAGAGGUAUGGUGGUUAUUUCUCUCAUGAAGAAGUGGAAAAUGUAAAGACUUUUCUACGUAUUGCUGCUGUUUUAGCUACUGCUUCCUCCUUAUUUGUUUCUGCUUUUCCAUUUAUAUUCCAUUUAUCUGAUUUUACUGCACAAUUUAAACAUGGUUCUAAAGAAAAUGCUAGAGAUGCUAUUUGGAUUUUUGGCAAUGUUGUCCCUUUGUUUGUUCUAGUCCCUUUGUUUGAACUGGUUAUUCUACCUCUUUUCCCUAAAUUAGAAUAUUUCCUAAUCAAUCCAUUGAAAGGACUUGGCUUGGCUUAUGUUCUCAUCAUAUUAUCAAUUGUUAGUGUUUUUCUUAUUGACUUGAUCGGAAGGAUUGUUGCUGAUAGUGACUCCAAUAUGCCUUGCUUUUUUAUAUGGGAACCAGUCCAUCAAACAAUUGAUAUUUCCUAUUGGAUACUACUCAUACCAUCAGUAUUAGCUGGUGCAUCAUAUUUUUUCACAUGGAUAUCUUUAUUUGAGUUCCUGUGUAGUCAGUCUCCUUUUGGUAUGCAAGGAAUGAUUUUUGGGCUGUUCUUGUUUUUCAAUGGUCUAUCUACUGAAUUUUUUAUAGGGUCAGGGAUAUUGAUCUUUGUCUACGUGCAGCUGUAGAGGAACAUUGGGAGAAUAGACUGAUGGCAGGAAGUACCAUAAAUGACAAUGAUACCGAAGAUCUUGUUAUUAAUAGUUAUAGAUGAUUUUGUUAAAUUUUUGUUCCCUAUUUACUUCAAUUUUGUGAUUUUACAGUGGUGUAAUCAUGUUAUGAAGUUUUUUGUCAGUGAAAGUAUCA
Amphimedon queenslandica is the source of this 1721-nucleotide messenger RNA. Its product is annotated as solute carrier family 15 member 4-like. Bases 56 to 1543 code for a protein of 495 amino acids. The record is from RefSeq and is a predicted model, not a curated record. Lineage: Eukaryota; Metazoa; Porifera; Demospongiae; Haplosclerida; Niphatidae. The transcript is spliced from 2 exons.